GGGCGCCAUUCCUGUACGAUUACCGACGACGGACAAUAUCCCGAAGAAACCGAUUAACUAGCGUGUUGUUUAUUAGUUCUGUCCAGACCUCGUGUUCUCCCUGACACGUAUACUACAGGUGCAGGUCGUUGGCUCCGGUCAUGGUCACAUAUUUUGGUAGUGACGGUUUUCGACUAUACGAGAUUAAAGGAAAUGAAAACAUGGAGCUUUUGCAACGAUUUGCUCUUGACAGCCUUAAAACUUAUUCCAUUGCUGAACAUGGUCAUUGUGUCGCUUUGUUGGAUGAUGAAAAACUUACGUGUCUUAAUGUUGGGAACAACGAACUGCUGGAAAUUCCGGUUGUUGGUGCUUCAAACCUCAUUUUAUCUCCUUGUGGUCGCAUCGUCUUUACCUAUGCGUCGUUUUACAGAGACCGCGAAAAACCACAGCAUGAUCCGAACGUUCGUAUAUUUUCUACCGAUGAUGGACACCUAAUUGAUAAGUAUAUUUUCCCACAUAGUGAUGGCUGGCAGCCUCACUGGACGUCUGACUCAUCUUUAUGCGCAGUGUGUUCCGAUGGGGCAAUCAAUAUUUACCUCUCCAAUCAAUUCGACUCGAAACCAGCCGGGCGAUUGGUUGUCAAAGGGAUGCGCCACUUUUCCCUGAGUACCUGCUCCAAGGAUCCGAACUUAGCAGUGUAUAUACCUGGCCAGAAGGGACAACCUUCGUUUGUGCGGAUUUACCAGUGGCGCGAUGGGCAGUGUGGUCAGAUUGCGAACAGGUCAUUCUAUCGGGCAGAUGCGGUCCAGCUUUUCUGGAACGACCGGGGCACUGAUUUACUUGUGCUCGCUUCCACUAAGAUGAGCGACGAGAGUUAUUAUGGUGACCAAUCCCUGUAUUACCUGACAACCAGGAAAUCCACGAACAGUGCUGUCGUCACUAUGCCCCGGAAGGGUCCUAUCUAUCAGGUAGCAUGGAAACCAAGCCCUUCGAACUCAAACCGAAGGUCCUCGGAGGAGUUCUUCGCAGUGUGCCACGGAGAUGUUCCUGCCUCUGUGACCGUGUUCGGUCUUGAGUGUGAACCUGUGUUCGAUUUCGGUGCUGGGUCCUGGAACCAAAUUCACUUCAACCCACACGGAAACCUGAUUCUUGCUGCUGGUCUUGGUGGUAUGAAUGGGGAUAUAGCCGUGUGGGAUUUCGAUCGACACGAGUUACUUUCCAGAUUCAGUACAACAGAUGUCACCAACAUUUCCUGGCUGAACGAUGGAGAGCACUUGAUUCUCGCCACCACCACCCCGAGGCUUCGCGUUAACAAUAGUUUCGGGAUAUGGCAUUACAGCGGUAAAAAGCUGUACUUUCAACGCGUUGCACGUCGUGCUGUUCCCCGUCCGGCCACUAUGGAUUUGCCAGCAGCCACUGAGCACGAGUUGUAUCGGAUACAAGUUGUGCCGCAACUAAAGUUGCCACCGGCCCCGAAACCAAAAAAAUUCAGCACGUCCGUAGAAUUACCUGCAGCGCCGAAAAAGUAUGUCCCACCGGCGUUGCGUAAUCGGUCCGAAGUGGCCAAACAGGCAAUGGCAGCAGCCCACAUGGAGGACACUAUGAAGCUGACGUACAGACCACCAAUUGCCUCCACUCUUCCCAUAGGGUUGAAUUCUUCGGCGUUGAAUCCGGGGAAAAAGAGUAAAUCCACCAAAUGUAAAACCAAAAUGUCUUCCACUGGGUCAGCUCCUGCUGCAGACACGUCCACUAUGAAGGCACCCUCAGCGUCCGCCGAAGACCGAGCUUGCCAGUCGGAUGAGCAGCUUCAGAGGACAAAGCAGAUUGCCCAGCUUAAAAAGAAACUCAUUCAAAUCGAGAAGCUUAAAGCUGAACAGGCAUCCGGCAAGCAGCUAGCCUUCAAUCAGUUGGAUAAGCUGGCGACAGAGGAGGAACUGCGCGCACAUCUGAACCGGUUAUCCGUGUCCUCUGGAGAUACCGCCAACUGCGUGUGAAACGAGUCAUUUUCUUCCCACCUGACGUGUAUUGUACCCUAAUGUCCUUCAAAUGAAGUGCCCUUGAUACUGUGAAUGUGUUCUGCUGUAUGCAUGUCCCAUCUUAUUUCCUUUUGAUACGCUAUCUUUCGCACUCAGCUUGUGAUUUCCUGUCAACAUGAAAAUAACCCUGCACUAUCAGUCCGGUAUCCUCUUCUACCCGUUUAUGAGCUGUUGCACACUCGGAAGCGAACUGCUGGCGUUACCAAUAGAUCUGCUUUGUAGUUUGCUUUCCGACUCAUUUUGCUUGCUUCUGCUACGCACUUCCAGUCCCCUCUAUUUGGAGACAAGGUUUUUUCACUGG
Molecule: messenger RNA, 2316 nt
Organism: Dicrocoelium dendriticum
Lineage: Eukaryota; Metazoa; Platyhelminthes; Trematoda; Plagiorchiida; Dicrocoeliidae
Source: the annotation of a GenBank genome assembly